Molecule: messenger RNA, 2821 nt
Organism: Diachasma alloeum
Lineage: Eukaryota; Metazoa; Arthropoda; Insecta; Hymenoptera; Braconidae
Product: glycerol kinase
Exons: 12
Coding region: 233-2038 (601 amino acids)
Biological process (GO): triglyceride metabolic process; glycerol-3-phosphate biosynthetic process; glycerol metabolic process
Cellular component (GO): mitochondrion
Molecular function (GO): glycerol kinase activity
Source: RefSeq, a predicted model, not a curated record
UGACGCGUAAUGCGCAAUAUCGGGGUCGCGGGCUACAGGCAGACAGUUAGCGAUAGUGUCCCGUGUCAGCUGGUGCCCGCCACAUGUUUGUGAAAUAACCCGACUGUAGGCGUGUCACCGGUUUAUAAAUAACUCCAGUCGAGUCACCAACUGCCGUCUGAUGUUCAGUGCGUGGUCCUAAGUUCUAAUCAAUUCAACUGUAAAUACUAAAGUGUAAUAAGCAUUAUUGGAGAUGGAGUCAACGGAGACAGAUGAUACCUUCGACGUCAAUAAACGCAUCGAGCGUUCACCUAUGGACGAUCAUGAUGUUCAGGACAUGAAGAGAAAAACAAGUAUCUUCAAAUAUUAUUCUUUCAAAUCCACAGACAUAUUGCCUGGCUCUCUGAAGAGAGCAGGACCUCUAAUUGGAGUUCUCGAUGUUGGCACUAGAACCAUUCGAUUUGUGGUGUUCAAUGCAAAACGAGUUGCUGAGGUUGCGCAUCACUCUAUCGAUAUUGAGUUGCUGAAUCCACAAGAGGGAUGGGCUGAGCAGGAUCCCAAGGAGAUCCUCUUUGCUGUCAAAGCUUGUAUUAAGGAUGUAAUCAAGCAGUUGGAGGAACUUGGCCUCAGUGUCAGUGAGAUUGUUUCCAUUGGUAUCACUAAUGCUAGAGAGACUACGAUAGCCUGGGACUCGACGACUGGCGAGGCUCUUCAUAAUACGAUUGUUUGGUCUGAUAUCCGUGCAGAUUCUAUGGUAGAUCAGAUAAUAGCUAGAUUUCCAGAUCAGAGUAAAAAUCAUUUAAAGCCGCUAUGUGGUCUACCAGUGAGUCCAUAUUUCUCAGCAUUGAAGAUACGAUGGCUGAAACAAAACGUACCAGCUGUAAAAAAAGCUAUGAGAGACAAAAGGUGCAAAGUGGGGACUAUGGAUACCUGGAUUAUAUGGAACUUGACUGGCGGAAAAGAUAAUGGCCUUUACAUAACAGACGUGACAAACGCUUCACGAACAAUGCUGAUGAACAUCGAAACACUUGCAUGGGAUCCAACAUUAUGUAGAUACUUCGAUAUUCCCAUGAAACUCUUACCAGAAAUUCGAAGUAGUUCCGAAGUAUAUGGGAGAAUAACAGUGGGCCCCCUGGAAGGUAUUCCGAUAGCCGGGAUUCUAGGGAAUCAACAAGCCGCUCUAGUCGGUCAGAACUGUCUGAAGAAAGGUCAAGCGAAGAACACUUACAGAAGUGGAUGUUUCCUAUUAUUGAACACUGGAACAACACGUGUAUAUUCUUCUCACGGUUUGGUAACAACAGUGGCAUACAAAAUGGGCCCGAACAGUCCAGCAGUAUACGCCCUGGAAGGCUCGGUGGCUGUUGCUGGAGCAGCCAUAAAAUGGUUACGUGAUAAUCUAAAACUCAUCAAAGACGUCAACGAGAGUGAGGACUUGGCACAGAGUGUUUUCAGUACUGGCGAUGUUUACUUUGUCCCAGCAUUCAAUGGUUUAUAUGCUCCAUAUUGGAGGAAAGAUGCCAGAGGAAUUAUUUGCGGUCUCACAGCAUUUACAACCAAGCAGCACAUAAUACGAGCCUCGUUGGAAGCUGUCUGUUUCCAGACAAGGGAUAUUUUGGAAGCUAUGAAUAAAGACUGCGGGUUUCCGUUAACGAAACUCCAUGCCGACGGAAAAAUGUCUACAAAUAAUCUACUGAUGCAGCUCCAGGCCGAUCUAUGCGGUAUACCUGUGUUUCGGUCGAAAAUGCCAGAUAUAACGACGCUAGGUGCUGCUAUGGCCGCUGGACAAGCAGAAGGUAUUGGAGUUUGGGAUUUAGAGGGAGAAGAAGUUGAAACUGUACCGUCGGACACAUUUUUACCAACGACUACCCCCGAAGAACGAGACUCCAGAUACAAGAAAUGGAAAAUGGCUGUGCAGAGAAGUUUAGGAUGGGCAGCAGUGAAAAUGUCCGAUCAAAUGACAGAUGAGAGAUACAGGAUAUUGGCAUCGAUUCCAGCCAGUUGGUUCGUAAUGUCGAGUUUCAUUCUUCUACGAUUAAGUUACUACUUCGAAAAUCGAUGACAAUGUUCACUGGAAUUGACCCGCAUCUAAAUUGCUGAGCAGAAUCUUAGUGAAUUCAACGAAAAUUGAAUAUGUUCAAUAGGUAGACUACAAUGAAAAAGAAAAAUUGUUCAAGUGAAUAUUUAAACAGGCAACAAUUCUGCGUUUCUAGUGACUGCUUGCAGGUAGAUCCAGACUCACCAACCAUGCCAACUGUGUUUUUGCGCUCCAAUGAUCUUUUUCAUCUAUUUUGGUCUCUUAAAAAAUCUUGAAAAACUCGAAUUUAUCAAUUUUUGUACAGAGACAAAAUGUGAUUCUUUUUCGUGUCAUUUUGGUACUUAAAUAUUUAUUCAACUGGUGGACAUUUUUUAAACGUUUUUCUCAUAUUUUUAUCAUUGUUAUAUUUUCAUCCAAUGCAUUAACUUGCCCUGCGCUCAAUUCUAAAAUUAACGUAUUUUUAGUUGAAUAUUUGUUUGAGAUGAUUAUAGUAUUCAAGUACAAAAAAACCAUGAAUUUUCAAGUUGAUUUUAAACACCCAUGCUCUUUACGAUUGUAUUUUUGAAUUAUCUUUUUGCCUGUUAAUUUGUACAAAAGAGUGGGAAUGUGGUACAAUUACUGAAGUAUUUAUUACAGUGAAUUCAAGGACAGAUUCGCAACGAAACUUUCAUUGAAUCUGUGCAUUCUUCUCACUUCGCAAAUUGUGCUGUUAAAGUCUCGCUAAGUUUUUCGAAAUUAAAUAGAUCACUAUACAAAAUGUAUUUUCAAGAUGAAUAAUUAAUAAAAAUGACAAGUUGAUAAAAGGAA